Molecule: messenger RNA, 2317 nt
Organism: Diprion similis
Lineage: Eukaryota; Metazoa; Arthropoda; Insecta; Hymenoptera; Diprionidae
Product: acyl-CoA-binding domain-containing protein 4
Exons: 6
Coding region: 228-1322 (364 amino acids)
Biological process (GO): fatty acid metabolic process
Molecular function (GO): fatty-acyl-CoA binding
Source: RefSeq, a predicted model, not a curated record
GGAUAGGGAAGCUAAGACAGUUUGUCGCAGUUGAUUCCUGGUGUGUGGUGAAGACUGGCUCGAUUACACGUAUGGAAGUGGCGGGUGCGUAACAACAAAGACGCGAAGCUGGUGUCGUUGGACAUCGACGAGGCGUAAUUACGGGACGCGACGAGGUUGUGCGGUUGUAUCGAUUCGUCGGUUCCUUGGACUCGAGGCUGACAGGCUGUGUGACUUGCAUCGCCGACAUGACAACCGAGGAGAAGUUUCACGCCGCCGUAAACGUUAUCAGGAAUUUACCGAAAAAUGGUGCUUAUCAACCGAGCAAUGAGCUUAUGCUGCGCUUCUAUGCAUACUACAAGCAGGCGACGGAAGGACCUUGUCAGCAACCCAAACCGGGCUUUUGGGAAGUCGUUAGGAAGGCCAAAUGGGAUGCUUGGAUGCGGCUGGGAAAUAUGGGGCGAAUAGAGGCCAUGAAUAACUAUGUCGACGAGCUCAAGAAGAUUGUAGAGACAAUGUCAUACACCGACAACGUCGCUAAUUUUCUUGGAAGUCUGGACUCUUUCUACGACAGUGUGCCUGCCGAAGAUUUGGAAAUGCUCGUCGGACCGGUUCUCGAAAGGAUGAGGUCUCAGCCCGGUUCACCGCUUUCUGGAUCUCCAAUCGGAUCCAGAGAAACUUCGCCUCAUCGACCGCGGGGCACCUCCCGACACAUAACGAGUAGUCUGGAAACCAGCCCGGCUAGCAGUCACAGUGCCAGUCCGUUACCGCCGGACACAGAUGGAGAAGAAGAAGUGUUUAUAGAUACUGUUGAAUCGGCACCGGAAAGAACGUCGAACAAAGAUAGCACGGCCGCCAAGUAUUCGAGCAGUCAUCAUCAGAAACAUUCAUCGACGACGGCAAUUAGCAAUUCUAAAAACAGUAGUAAAAUUACCAACGGUCAGCCAUCCGUUGUCAGGGAAAAUUCUACGGAACAGUUGAAGAGGGAUUGCUCGCCACCCAACGAUCAUCCGCAAUCCAACGAAGAGGUUAAACCUGAGAGGGGAAGAUCGAGGGAGAGAAAGGACGAUAAAAAAAAUGCAGAAUUCUUUGCUCAAAUUACAGCCACUGUCCAAAAUUUACAAAGAGAUUUGGACAGAAUAACAGCUCGCGUUCGAAGCCUGGAAGGACACGCGCUUAACACGCUCUCUCCUCAGCUUAGUCGAGCGGCUGAGCGAAGAUAUCCGAAAUGGUGGCCAUUGCCAGAGUGUUCACCGCGAUUAUUCGCACUGAUGAUACUGUGGCCGUUUUUGGUUCACGCCGCAAUCACAAUUGCUCAACGGAAUCGCCAGCGAAAUGUGUAGUGAUAACUGUCGUAAUGAAACUAAAAAUGCUCUCGCUCUUUUUCCCUCUUUUACGCUACACAUUGUUGUUAUUUUAAUGAGUAUAUUUGAUACGUUUUUUAUUCCAGCUUUGAACUAUACGGGAACUGAAGUUUUCAUUUAUAAUAUUCAAUAUGUAUAAGAUACGUAGAUUUUUGAUUAUCGGUGAUAUCAGGAAGAGAGACACUUUGAAUAACCGGGCGUUUAAUUAUAUUUUGGGGACAAUUUGAGGAUAGGUAGAUUUAGUCGUCAUCGUAUAAGUAAAUACACAUUAUAAAUAUUGUACAAUAUUUUUGAAAAUAAUUACAGUAAUAUCGUAUAGAUUGUUGAAAAUUUUCUAAAACAGGGUAUUUCAAUACCCUUUUUAUUUUCUCACAUUCGCGAAAAUAUUUCGUUUCCUCUUUCACUUUGAACGCGUCGCUUUUUUUUCUCGUUCUUAUUCGCUGUUGCCAAAUCAUCUCUCAAUUGGUAACUCACUCUUGUUAACUUUCGUAUAUAAUUCCAACCUCCUCAUCAGUGUUCAUAUUUUUUCUUAUCAAUUUACCCAAAUUUUUUUCGCACAGGUGCGGCGAUUCUUUUGCAUUAGUUUUUCUGACACGCAUCGUAGUUAGAACAAUACAGAUUAACAUUCCUUUUUUUGUGAAGAUUAUUCAGUUACUCAUCUUUUGGGUAUUUGAUCAUAGUUUAGUAAUCUUUCAUUCUUUUAUUCCUCGUACUUUCGACUAUACUUCAGUUCGAAUAAAUUUUUUCCAUUUAGCCACCAGAUUCGUGAACCGAAUAUUAAAUUGUAUAUAAGUAUCUCGAAUUUUAUUGGCAAUGUAAAUAAUAUUAUACAUGUAAUAUUAGAGUAAUCAGAGAUCGUUGCUUAAAUGUUCCAUAAUUUUCGAUUUGUUGAUAAAUGAAUUAUAUAUGUUACACAUUAUAUACAUACACGCCAAAUUUUACUCUACUACGUUAUUAUUAUUAUUAUUGUUGUU